Molecule: messenger RNA, 3901 nt
Organism: Mugil cephalus (flathead mullet)
Lineage: Eukaryota; Metazoa; Chordata; Actinopteri; Mugiliformes; Mugilidae
Gene: sgpp1b
Product: sphingosine-1-phosphate phosphatase 1b
Exons: 3
Coding region: 724-2199 (491 amino acids)
Biological process (GO): sphingosine metabolic process; phospholipid dephosphorylation
Cellular component (GO): endoplasmic reticulum membrane
Molecular function (GO): sphingosine-1-phosphate phosphatase activity
Source: RefSeq, a predicted model, not a curated record
UUGGGAGCACAUCUAUCUACGUGCACUACAGAAUCGCAGUUGCCUUCAUGAGCGCCCUGUAAACUUAGGGUUCUGAGUUAAGAAGCAUGAAAUCAGGAAAAGUUUCGGAAUAAAACACUGUUUUCAUUGUCGGUUGUAGCAAAUACAGUAUUUAUGUUUUUGCUUGUACCCGUUCUGUUCAAAGCUCAAACGAACCACCAAUGAAUACCGUUUUUAGAGAGUUUUACUUGAUUUUUAAACUUUUCUAGUAUCUACCAACGCCUAAAUGUUACGUUUGUCGCGAUUAUUCUUCAUUUAGAAUAAAAAGUAUUAAAGUAUUUUAGUUCGUGCGUCUGUGUGCUUUCAAAAGAGGCCGAAGUUGACGGUUGGUGAAAGAUAGCAAGAUUUCCCACUGCACUAGAAGGCAGCAUAGUAGGCACGCUCCCUGUGUGCUCGUGGAUCUGUCAGUUGCAGGUAGCGGGACAGUGAACGCGCCCGGAACUCGGUUCGUCCGUUAUCGUCCAACCGACACCCGCCUUUCUUGUUUUAUUUAAAAUAAAAACGAGUCGCUGCUACACGUCGUUGUACUUUACAUGCGGUUCUUUGCUGUUCUUUGCCGUGAUGCUCGGGUUAGGUAGUUAGAUAACGUUAGCCAGGGAGCUAGCAUCGAUUGCUCGGGGAGAAAGUAGCGGAGACCGUGUUCCCUUCUCCCGGGGCUGCGCGCCUUCAAACCCCGGCCUUAAAAUGGAGCGAACUAGGGAGAUAUUCCAGUAUCUCCAGGACCCGCACCUCGUCGCCCACUUUCAGCACAUCUGCGGCGUACGAGGGACGUUUUCGAGAAGCGUCACGACCACCGACAGCGGCAAGGCAGCUGGCCGGACUCACUUGCACAACAACGGCGCUUGUCAUCAUCGCGUCUCCGGGGAAGCUGAGCGUGACUUUCUGGAAGUCACCGGCGCCGGAGAAGGGGAGAAAAUUCAAACCACGGCAGCGGGUCUUCGGAAGAGGAUUACAGAUUCUAGCCCGGGCACGAACCUCGUGGAUGGGAGUGAAAGUACCCCCCAGAACGGGGCUGCUGUUUCCGCGGGCACCGCCGGAGGAGAGGACGGUCUCGGGAGAACCGGACCGGGCUCCUCCGAGGCGGCGGCGGCGGCGGAGCCGGGGGAGAAGGAGAGGGAGCCCGGGAACCCUCCGCGGAGCAGCACGGUGAAGCCCCUCCGCAGGAACUCUCUAACCGGCGACGUGGGGCAGGAGUUCCUGAUCGAGGACCGGUUCCUGUACUACCUGUUCACCUUCGGAACCGAGCUGGGCAACGAGCUCUUCUACAUCAUCUUCUUCCCGUUCAUCAUGUGGAACGUGGACGCCUUCGUGAGCCGGCGGCUGAUCAUGGUCUGGGUGUGGGUCAUGUAUCUGGGACAGUGCACCAAGGAUGUGAUCGGGUGGUCCCGGCCGGCCUCCCCCCCGGUGGUCAAGGUGGAGGUUUUCUACAACUCGGAGUACAGCAUGCCGUCCACACACGCCAUGUCCGGCACCGCCAUCCCCUUCUCCCUGUUCCUCAUGACCUACGGCCGCUGGGAGUAUCCUCCGACUCUGGGCUUCAGCCUGGCUCUGUGCUGGUGUCUGCUGGUCUGUUCCAGCCGGAUCUACAUGGGGAUGCAUUCAGUCCUGGACGUCAUCGCCGGUUUCCUGUACAGCGUCCUCAUCCUGCUCUUCUUCCUGCCGGCCUUGGACCUGAUCGACGGCUUCAACCUGACGUGCCGCUACGCUCCGCUCAUCAUCAUCUCCCUCCACCUGGGCCUGGGCCUGUUCUCCUUCACCCUGGACACCUGGAGCACCUCCCGGGGCGACACCGCCCAGAUCCUGGGCACGGGGGCCGGCGUGGCCCUGGCGUCCCACGUCAACCACCUCCUGGGCCUGAUGCCCGACGUGACGCCGGACCAGCUGCCCCUCGCCAUGCCCCCGCUCAGCGCCGGCCUGGUGGGCGCCGCCAUGCUGCGCCACGUCCUGGGCGUGUCGGUGCUGGUGGCCACGCGGGCGCUGAUGAAGGCCGUCACCAUCCCGCUGGUGUGCCGGGUGGCCCGGGUGCCCAGCGACGACGUGAGGAAGGCCCGGCAGCACAUGGAGGUGGAGCUCCCCUACCGCUACAUCGUGUACGGGACGGUGGGAUUCAACGUCCUCUUCCUCGUCCCGCUGCUCUUCAGGUUCUUGCACCUCUCCUGACUGGAGCUUACGUAUCUGCCUCGGAGAAUCAAAGCCUCACCUGGAUAAAGAGGUUCUAGUUUUUAGUUUGUUCAGGUUUCGCUCUGUAGAACGAAGGAACCUGGACCAGCUCAGUGUCUCCUGCUGGUGAACGUGGAUCAGUUCUCUCUGUUCUGCUCUUUCAGAUUUAUUUAAAAAUCCAACGGUUUGACUGUUUCAGAGCCGAACAUCCACUCCUCCUCCUCCUCCUCCUCCUCCUCUUCUUCUUCUGCCGGCUUCCUUUAAAAGACAGUUCAAGCUGGAAAAAAAAGCCACUGAUAGAUUACCUGUGUUUUAGCAUCAACUUUUUUGUAUUAAUGCAGUAAUUACGAGGAAUUCAGACAAAGAACCGAGAAGAACCUAAAGUUUUAGCUGCAGAAAUGUUGGAAAAGUCUCAUCAAUCGUCUCAAACUCAAAGAUCUGAAGAAGUUUUUCAGCCAAAAACAACAAAUUCAUCAGAUGUUAAAAUGAAAAUAGAUUCAUUUUGAUGAUUGACUGCUCACUUCAUCUUCUCUUGGGAGUUUGUUUUUAUGGUUCUUUGUCUGAAAACCUCGUAAUGUUUGAACUUUCAAAGCAAUAAGAUUCCUGUGAUUUUAAAUGAUUCCUUGUUCCUGUAUCAGAGUUCAUCCUGAUCCGGGACGUUAUCUGGUUUGUUUAGAGGUUUUAAUCGCACAUGUGUAGAGUUUAUUCCUACAGGGCUCUUCCCACUGUUUUUGUUUUUACGCAGGCGGCGGUUUUUCCUCUGCUCUGUGAUCGAUUGCUUUUUCCUGACUGGGCACAUAUACUGUACGAUCCAGAGGCGAAGGAAGGAACUUUGUUUGGGAAAUGUACAGAGACGGUUUUAAAGAGUUUAUUUUAUUCUAAUCUUACACUGUAAACUGGCUUCCUGUUCUUCCUCCACUUCCUGGUUUCAGGAGGUUAGGACAUGAUGACUCAGGCAAAUUUAAAAUAUAUACUUAGGCAUUUUGAAAUCUUAGUUUGGGAGUUUUUUGGGACCAGAAAAAGACGGAAGUGGAAACCACUGGGAGGAAAAUGGGAAAGAUUUUUAUAAUUUAUGAAAUAAAUAAAGAGGAGCAUUUAUGACAUUUAAAGAAAAAUAUGCAAGAUUUUAAGACUUCGUUCUGGAUGUUGUUUAGGCAUUUUUUUUAUCAUUUUAAGUUUAAACUAUUAAUUUAAUCUUAAUUCUGACAAUAAUACAACAUUUACAUCUUUUAUAGUGACAACUUUAAAAACGUUUUUAUGACUGUUAAAAAAAAAAAGAUCUCCAAAGAUUUUACCUUCAUUCAGACAAAGCACAGGUUUAUUAUUAUUAUUAUUAUUAUUGUUAUUAUUAUUAGACACAAAUUCCAGUUCAGCUUCUUAACUAAGUGUAGCAUCGUCACAACAACCAGGAAUUCAAUAAAAUUAGAAAAAGAACUUCAAGAACUUCAACUCCAAUUUAGAAAAAGUUGAAAUUGUGCAGAUUAUCGUAGGUUUAAAGGACCAGUGUGUUUGGUUUAGUGCCAUCUGGUGGCGAAGAUGUAGACUGAAACCAACUGAAUCUUUCUAAAUGUGUGGGUUCCCUGUUUGGUUUGUUCCUUCUGGGCUACUGUAGAAACAUCAGUUUGAGAUAAAAAAAAAAAAAAAUCGUGCACUGCUCCUUUAAAGCUCCUGACCUUUUUUUUUUUUUUUUUUUUUUAUAAAU